This is a messenger RNA of Hordeum vulgare subsp. vulgare (domesticated barley), 2135 nucleotides long. Its product is annotated as NAC domain-containing protein 96-like. Lineage: Eukaryota; Viridiplantae; Streptophyta; Magnoliopsida; Poales; Poaceae. The coding region runs from base 101 to 1690 and encodes 529 amino acids. The record is from RefSeq and is a predicted model, not a curated record. Gene Ontology annotation, molecular function: DNA binding. The transcript is spliced from 5 exons. Gene Ontology annotation, biological process: regulation of DNA-templated transcription.
CCUCCCUUUCUCUCUCCCCCUCUCUCUCUCUCUCGGACACAAACAAAGAAAGAACGAAAACAGAGGAGGGGAAAGGGAAAGGGAAAGUCUUUAGCCAGCGAUGACGACCACCGCGGCGGCGGCGGGGGCGGAGUCGUCGUCCUCCUCCGCGUCGCCGUCGGAGGCGGCGCUUCCUGUUGGUUUCCGGUUCCGUCCGACGGACGAGGAGCUGGUGCGGCACUACCUCAAGGCCAAGAUCGCGGGGCGGGCGCACCCGGACCUGCUGGCGAUCCCGGACGUGGACCUGGCGGCGGUGGAGCCGUGGGACCUCCCCGCACGCUCCGUCAUCAAGUCCGACGACCCCGAGUGGUUCUUCUUCGCCCGACGCGACCGCCCAAAGUACCCCGGCAAGUCCUCCCGCUCCUGCCGCUCCACCGCCGCCGGAUACUGGAAGGCCACCGGCAAGGACCGCCUCAUCCGGGGACCCGGCCCGGGGGGAUGCAGGGGGAAAGGCGCCCUCAUCGGCGUCAAGAAGACCCUCGUCUUCCACCGCGGCCGAGCCCCACGCGGCGCCCGCACCCCGUGGAUCAUGCACGAGUACACCGCCGUCUCUGCAGACAACCCAGUCCACCACUCGGGGUCCCAGUCUGCAUCUGCAUCUGCAUCUGCAUCUGCAGCAGGGCCCCAAAACGAUAGCUUCGUCCUGUACCGCCUCUUCAACAAGCAGGACGAAGAGACCCCGGCACCCGUUUCAGAACCCCCGUCCAUGUCGUCUCCAGCCAAUCUGCUGCUACAAGCCGACGACGACACGGCCAGUGCCUCCAUGGUGGAAGACAAGGCCUCGCCAUCUGAUUCCAGCCAGCUGACUCCGACCAAUGUUACUAAUGAUCACUCCUCCACGGCCCAUCUUCUUCCUGCCGCCGGUGCCACAGAGCAGACAGCGGAUCAGGAAGCUGCUUAUGUGGCUACGUUGGCGCAGCUUCCAGACAUAGAGAUACAGGCCGAGCAUCAAAGAUACCAUGAUGAAUUCCCUACAUUCAAUUCCCCGAUGCGUCCUUACACGGAUCUCCCUUUCAUUGGCAACAUGGGUGAUGAGCACGACUUGUCGAUGUAUCUGGAAAGUAUCAUAGCCGUAGGUGAGCAGGAUGCGCAAGACAUGUUGCUCCAUCCAGCCUAUGAUGAAACGGGCGCUGGGAAUGCCGUGUCCAAUCCUACUUCAACUACAGCUGCUGUUCCAUUCUGGUCUGCUGCUAGCUCAGGUUCAUGGACUCCUUGUGAUCUCCAAGAUAUGGGGGCAGCACCUUGGACGCAGCAGCAGCCCGCAGGUCCAGCAGAGUUGAUGGACCCACAACAAGGGAUUGCGGCAAGGAGGAUCCGCCUUGCUUAUGCUGUGGAGAGGGCAUCGGCGUCUCAGCCUAUAUUAGCCUGUCACUCGGAAAGCGAAGAAGGUGAGGGCGAAUCAGACUGUAGCACAGAGAGUUCAUCCAGCAACCAUGAUGAGGAGGAGGAUCAUGUCAAUGAUGUUGUUUUCCAAACUAUGGCUGGAGAUGUGAUGCAUAACAUCCCUCCUGGUCAAGCACUGGUGGUUUCUGCGGUGGAAGUUGCAGAGAAGCUCCAGCAUCUAUCGUUCAAUAAUAAUGAAGAUGGCAAGCCGCGUGGUGGAGGUGGAGACGAUCUGAAGCAGAGGCUCAAGCAGGAGGAUUCUGGUUGAAACGGGCAUGAGCAGGACGGACUUGUGCGCAGCACUGACUGUGUUUCUGGCCCUGGAGAUUCAUCUUCACAAACGGCGAGGUGGCCCGCCGUGCGGAGGUCCCUCUGGCUAGCGAUCGUGGUGAUGGCCCCUCUGCUUCUGCUUGUCUUGGUGGGUGUCUGGAGGUGACUGAGCUACCCGUCGUGGCCGGUGUAAACUAAACGGAAUCAAUGGUUCCUCUUCCUCAUCGUUCGUUGGUAGGCUCACUCUAUAUACUUGUGUUGCUGCCUUUGCUGGUGUGGUGUGUAUAUACUUGCUGUGUGUGUGUCUUGUGUUAAGUAAAUUUAGGAGGAGGCUCCCUCUAUCGUAACUCUUGCGUAAUGUAAUGGGUUGAUACUGACACACAUAUUGUAGCGACUUACAACCCUCAUAUGCUAGCAAAUGAAUGAUUCAGUUAGCAAUUCCA